Molecule: messenger RNA, 3602 nt
Organism: Triplophysa rosa
Lineage: Eukaryota; Metazoa; Chordata; Actinopteri; Cypriniformes; Nemacheilidae
Gene: mrap2a
Product: melanocortin 2 receptor accessory protein 2a
Exons: 3
Coding region: 964-1617 (217 amino acids)
Biological process (GO): regulation of adenylate cyclase-activating G protein-coupled receptor signaling pathway; protein localization to plasma membrane
Cellular component (GO): endoplasmic reticulum; plasma membrane
Molecular function (GO): type 4 melanocortin receptor binding; corticotropin hormone receptor binding; type 5 melanocortin receptor binding
Source: RefSeq, a predicted model, not a curated record
GUUGUCAAUGGGAUCCAAGAACUGUUUGGUUACAAGCAUUCGUCCAAAUAUCUUUCUUUGCGCACCCAAACAAAGACAUGUAUACAGGUUUGCAACAAGUAGAGUAAGUAAUUCAUGAUUUUUGUGUGAACUAUCCCUUACUGUACUUGGCCAUCUGAAUAGAAAAAUCUGAAAAUCUGAAAAAUCUGCCUUUCUUGUGAAACAGUAAAUUUGAAAAUUCAUGGAUAACUAUAUUUGAUAUUUUAGCAUUAGAUAUAGUCUACUACUAAAGAGCUUACAGAGACCAGUUGGAUUUACCAUUACAAAUGGUUUAUAUUUGACCCAAUAAUGGGUUAAAAGUUUUUCCUUAAAACAACCCAGCAUUUUUCGAGAGUGUAGUUUAGAGCAGCUGUGACACAAAUCUUACAUUGGGUGGUGGUCUAAAAAGUUAUUAGGCAUGGUAUGUGCAAUAAAAAAUAAAAACCUGAAACAGGAGGUUCCUCUGGAAACUGCUGCUUACGUUUCGCAAAUGGUCUGUGUGUGGGCUACAUUAUAUAAAAGGAAAGGAAGGAAAAAGAAAGAAUAAAAAAGGAAAGAAAAUCAAAGAGAACAGAAAGCACACUGUGCGUGAUGGGAGAGCCAGACAGUAGGUGACUCUCAUUGAUUCACUCACUGUCAAUAAUAAUCUCCAUUAGCUCUCGCGCUCACUGGCGCCCCCUGUGGCGCCUGAGCGCUUCUCGUGUGAAAUCUUUCCAUUCACAGGAGAAAUAGAGCAGAUGCGUGAUCUCAUCUCACAUUCGCAACAUCUCUCGUGAUAGCAGUGAUUUUAUCAGUGUAAGUGACGGGGAGAAAUAACGUAAGGUGCUGAAAUGAUCGCGUGCCCAUCUGAAGAAUCCGGUAGAUGCGAUUGCGACUCGUGUGGAGCUCACGGACACUGAACUGUGAUGUUUUCUUUCGUUCGAGCGCGGUUAUUAUCAGUUUAAAAUGCCGAGGCUGCAGUAUUUAAACAGCACAAGCGUGCCCAACCACAACUAUGAAUGGAGCUACGAAUACUACGACGACGAAGAGCCCGUGUCUUUCGAGGGACUUAAAGCGCACCGAUAUUCCAUUGUGAUUGGCUUCUGGGUGGGUCUCGCCGUUUUUGUCAUUUUCAUGUUUUUUGUUCUCACCCUCCUCACCAAAACAGGAGCUCCGCAUCCAGAAACUGCAGAGCCUUAUGAAAAACGCAUGCGUCUCACCAGCUGUGCAGACGGCUUGAGCCGCCAACGUGAGGUGGACGCCCAUGCAGGUCUCUCUCGCCCUUUACUGGAUGAAUCUCGGUCUCUGUUUCACUGCUAUAUUAAUGAAGAGGAACGAGAAGGGGGACGGGCCUUGAUCGAUGCUGGUGGGGCCGCUCACGGACGUACGUGCAGCGGCGACUCCAGAGGACAGGUGGAGACGGUUGGUCUUGUACUCCAGAAUAUGGUUAUGGAGACCAGGGAAGAAAGAGAGGCUGCUCUAUUGGCUCAUUUCAACAUUCCCAACUUUGUGAAUUCCGAACUCAGCUCUGCACUGGGGGAUGAAGAUUUACUGCUGGGCGAUCCACCAAUCAUAAUGGAAGAGGCUCGUCCUCGCUGUACCCAUCAUUUUAUUGACUAAAUCAACUCUGGACUCUCUGUGGAUGGUCAAAGAGAUGCUUUGAUUCCCUUAUGGUUUCAUCUUUGUCUUAAAUGCAGCUCUACGGUAUAUGUGGAGAUUGAUGGUGUUUUGCUUCGAGAGCUCCAUGCUGAGCUGUCGCAAGACUACUUGGAGUUGGGCUGCUGUCUCAUAUUUAAGGUUUCCAGUGAAUGUCGGAGUGGCAUGAUGUGGGUUAGGCUGUGUCAGGAUGAAAGAUGGAAAACAUUCAGGAGGCGUAUUCUUGAGAGAUUGCGGCAGCGGAGACAUUAUGGUGAGACAAAGAGAGAACAGAGAGCAUAUUCAGGGUAAAAAAAUGAAAUCAUACUGUUGCGUUUCCUCAAACUGAAUGUAACGCUGUAAAGCCUUAUUCUUUCAUACACUUAAAGGGAUAGUUCGUCUUCAAAAUGAAAAUUCUGUCAUCAUUUACUCACCCUAUAGUCAUUUUAGACCUGUGUGACUUCUGCUGUAGAACGCAAAAGAAGAUAUUUCGAAAGAUGUUGGUAACCAAAAACCGUUGGUCCCCAUUGACUUCUAUUGUAUGCAAGCAGUGUUGGGUAAGUUACUCUGAAAAAGUAAUUAAUUACUAGUUACUAAUUACAUAUUCAAUAGUGUAAUUAGAUUACUGUACAAAUGACUCUCUACAAAAAGUAUUUAAAUACUUAUUACUAAUUACUUUCUAUAUCUUACAUCAACCUCGAUUAGUUAAGUGAUUCAAGGAUAGACAAAAACGACCCUUAAUUCAUUCAAAUAAAUCAUAUAAAACUACAUAAAGUACAAUUAUUAACUGACUUGUAUUACAAAUGUGAGAAAGAUACAUAAAAAUUCAAAAUCUAACUUUAAAAUGCAUGCAUUAAUGUCAAUUCCACUAUUGUAUACAUUACACAGUAUUUAAUUCAGUUACAUCAGAAGUAACUGUAAUUAAAUUACAGAACAAAUAAGAGUAAUCCCUUACUUUACUUUUUUAAGGGUAAUUAAAUUACACAUUACUUAGUAACUAGUUACACCCAACACUGUAUGCAAGUCAAGUCAAUGGGGACCAACGGUUUUCUGUUACCAACAUUUUUCAAAAUAUCUUCUUUUGUGCUCUGCAGCAGAAAGUCAUACAGGUUUGAAAUUACGAGAGGGUGUGUAAAUAAUGACAUUAUUUUCAUUUUGAAGGUGAAGAUUCGCUUUAACUCUAUUAUGAGCUUGAAUUAAGAGUUUAUAAGAAACAAGUCGUCCUAAUGUAGCCUAAUAGCACAAUUGCAGCAAUUUGGUUUUGCAGAUAUGAUUCUCUCUGGCUUGUAUUUUAAGCAAAUGUGCAAGUAAAAAAUAGCUUAAAACGGUCUGUUGGCUGAAAACGUGUCUUUGUACGGAAUAUCUGCAGUGUACUUGCAUACUAAAUCUCUGUGAAUGUCUGCAUGCUGCUGCUAAACAACUCGAUUCUUCAAUUCUUCUGUUUUAUUGAACACCUGUAUGCCAAUAAAGGUUGGUUCACACCGGCGCUAAGCUUCCUGUGGAGAUGUGCUGAGAACAAAUGUUGUCGUCUGUGCUGUGGAAAUGAAGGACGCUUCAAAUAGUGCGGGUUGCCAAGGAGAGGUGUGCUGGUUUUUUUUUCUCCGAGAGAUCUGAUUUACCGAUUUUGCCUGGCAGAUGAUAGAACAGGGCUUUGCAUUGAAGAAAGAACCUGAUAUUUACGAUGUUCAUAUUUAGCAGCUGCAUAAAACUUCACCACAAGACGCCUUAGCAACUGCACAGCAAUGCACUGGCAAGCACUUAAAAAACCCUAACACUGUGUAGGAGUGAGCAAGCACUUCUCAGAUUUUCUUUGGAAAAUGUAAAACCCUAGUUGCCAAUACUUUAGAUGCUGUACAGUGGUUUUUAAGGACAGUGAGAUGGACUGUGGUGAAAAAUGUGACCUGCUUCAUCGGUUUGAGUUACUCUGACCCAGACCUUUUUAUUAGCUUGCGGUUUUAAAACUCGAAAUG